Molecule: messenger RNA, 1971 nt
Organism: Paraphaeosphaeria sporulosa
Lineage: Eukaryota; Fungi; Ascomycota; Dothideomycetes; Pleosporales; Didymosphaeriaceae
Exons: 3
Coding region: 164-1783 (539 amino acids)
Source: RefSeq, a predicted model, not a curated record
GGUGGAGGGGCUGUGGAGCUGCUGGAGCAGGCAUGACGUCGGGUACACUUGCCGUCUGUUCGCGUCUUGGCCUUCCCUCUGGGAUCAUUGCGGGUCGCCCAUCCGAACACCUUCACUUCACUGCCCAAGUAGCUGCGCUUGCAGGUUUCACGGCAUUGUGAAGAUGUCCCGGACUAUCGAAUUAGGCCGCGCAGUGAUUGCAAUGCAGGCUGCCAACAUUGAGCUGUGGCUCACAACAUUGAUCACUCUCUCACCAGACUUAAAUAACCCUGCAGCACAGAACAUCAGCUUCGACGCUGAUAACCUCGAAAUCGACACACUUCUGGACUAUAUGUCAUCCGGAAAUGUUUGGGUCAAACGUGGCAACGACAUGCACAUGUCCUUCAACUGCACAAAGCUUGGGCAACCCCUGGACAGUCACGGUCUUCAGCAGCUUGGAGACUGCAUCGUCAAUGCUCCAGCGUGGAAGCAACUUGGCUUUCGCAUCUCGUUGCCUGUCAACUAUGAGCCGACGCACGGAAAGUUGCACCUCAACAUUGACCGCUGGCGUGAAGAUGCACAGUCACCUACCAACGCCGAAGGUAGCUAUGAGAGCUCACUCAGUGUAGACCUUUGGCCUCCAAAUGCAAUACCGAUAUUUAAUUUGAACUCAAUCGAGUUUGUCAUGGCAUUUUGCGAGACCAGAACCCGUGCACCAGCACGCAAGCGUCCAAAGCGGGAAGCGGCAAAGUCGGCACUUGAGCCCUGCGAUGCCGAAGCCUUCUUUGCUGAUACGAUCCGAAAUGCAGAUCCAUCAAGCAGAUCCGAUCCACUACUGAAUUCGGCAUGUCAGAGCAAGGCCAUGGAUCAAGGUGAAAGCAUCCAUGUCCAAGCGCGCUUAUGCAAGACACCAAGCAAUCCAAACUUUGAUCUGAAACUCGCCUCCCCAAAUCGUGGCAAAAGGAAGGUAUAUGACAUUAGCUCAGAGCCUAAUAAUGUGGUUGUUGAUAUCACUGACGAUAUGUUGUCUGAUCCGGCAUGCAUCGCAGCCCUGGCUGAAGCCGGGCUACGUUUUUCGAUCUGUCUCCACCUGAAGGGAUCCUUGACUAACCUCAAGGUAAAGGCCAAUACAUUCAUCCAUGGUUUGACAAACGUCGCUCCAGCUUUAUGGCGUGUCAACUAUACAUCUGCAUGCGCGCAUGUGACGUACACUGCUCCAACCCUUGCUCGCUCACUCGACCGUCUCGGUUCAUCAGCAAUAUCUGAGAGCCUGAAAGGCAAAAUCGCAGAACUUAAGAAAAUGCCUACCGGGGUGAACCCUAGCUUAGGCCGUGAUGCGGCGUCGACUAUCGCUGAUCGGUUAUGGUGCCACGUCCUGAAAACGCAAUCAGUGAAAACAGCGUUUAGUUCGAUCAAAACCUUGUGCGACCCCGGAUUUCAGGCCAACUCUGCCGAAACAGGCGAAGAAAUUCUGGAGGAAUACAGAGACAUUAGCACCAUCAUUCAGUACGGGACCGGCGAACAGCUGCACAACAUCGAACCCAGCACGACGAAUAUUCAAAUUGGCAGCACUGUUUGUCUAACGUCCAACUCGAUCAACAAGGAUUCUACCACGUCUACCAGUCAGAUCUUGAACGAAAAGGUACCUGGGGAGGGAGAAAUAGAGACCGGGCGUGAUGGGUCAGUCAAGCAAAAUUUACUCAACAAUAUUCGAGCUUCUCGAGACAACACCCUGGAGGUUCAGCGGUCGAACACACUGAUUAGCCCGUGCACAGACGUUGAGCAAAUACUUUUCAAUUUCUGAGCGGGUCGCCACCGCCGAGGACUUUGGGAUGAUUUGCAUUACUUUGUGGAAACGCCUCAGGAAAAAGGGCACGUACAAACCUUGCGAUCAAGUGACUCAACUACUCUUAAUAAGAACAUUGAAAGGGGAUAAAUUAGACGCGAUCGAAUUCAUCUUAACUAGUCCUGCGAUGCCGAGGUGUGAACACG